Molecule: messenger RNA, 630 nt
Organism: Blepharisma stoltei
Lineage: Eukaryota; Ciliophora; Heterotrichea; Heterotrichida; Blepharismidae
Source: the annotation of a GenBank genome assembly
AUGCAGUCAAAAUCUCAUUUGCACAACUCUCCAAGACAAAUUCUAAGAAGAUCACAUACCAUAAUCCACAAAGAGCCAACCCCAUCUCACACUAGAGUUAAGACUUAUUAUAACUGUGAAAAUCAUUUAAUAAACAAUUCAAACUCAAAUAAAAAUAUUUUUUCAUUCUCAAAACCAUCAGAAUAUUUUAGUAUUUUGAAUCGCUCAAGCACAACAAGAGAUUCAGGACUGGCAAACUCAUGCUCAAAUUUAAAUAAAACAAAUUUUACGAUUUCAACGAAUCAGAUAAAUGAUUACUCAAAAGGGCUGGAUUUAUGCUACAAACUCUUUCCCAUUGCAAGUCCAGAAUCAUCAACAAAGGGAAAACCUAAAAAAAUUAAUUGAAAUUAUCAUAAUACUGAACUUAGCCAAGUAGCAAGUGUUGGGUUUAAGAGCAGGGUAGUUAAAAAAGUUCUUAAAAAUAUUGUAAUUGAUCCCUCAAACUCUCCAAUCUUAGGUAGAAAAUUAUCUCCUAAAACUACAUUUUCUCGCGAAGCCACUGAGAACAGUAGACCGUAUCUAAAGAGUGAUAUUGAAAAUAUACUGGAAUCUUUACAUGCUAAUAGAUCUCGGAGAUUAAGAAGCUUAUAA